ACAGGAUUGCCUCACUCAAGGGACCAAAUGGAGGCUAGUGGAACCAGAGCUCAGAGCAUGAAGGGGCAUCAGGGCAGAUGGCAUGGAGACAAGGAAUGGCAUCAAAACAUGCAGGACCACCUAGUAUCUAGGCCCGAUAAUUCAUGUUUCUUAGAGCAAUUGAAGGUAAUUUGAGUGGCAAGCGAAUAGCAGUAUUACUGAACUUGGAUUUUAUAAAGGUCAACAGAUCAUAGAAGGCCAAGAUGACUGUGAGGAGGCCAUGGAAGAGUCUAUCAAUAUAUUCAGGGCUUGGCGCAAUACUCGGUCCUCUUUUAUGGCUAUUACGACAAUAAACGAACAAUUGGAUGGAUGAAUUUCAGGCUGCCGCUCUCCUAUUUUCUAGUGGGGAUCAUGUGCAUUGGAUACAGCUUUCUGGUUGUCCUUAAAGCGAUGACCAAAAAUAUUGGUGAUGAUGGGGGUGGUGAUGAUAAUACUUUCAACUUUAGCUGGAAGGUGUUCACGAGCUGGGACUACCUGAUUGGCAAUCCUGAAACAGCAGAUAACAAAUUCAAUUCUAUCGCAAUGAACUUUAAGGAAGCUAUAAUAGAAGAACGAGCAGCCCAAGUAGAAGAAAAUGUCCACUUGAUCAGAUUCCUGAGAUUUCUUGCUAACUUCUUCGUGUUUCUAACACUUGGUGGGAGUGGAUACCUCAUCUUUUGGGCUGUGAAGCGAUCCCAGGAAUUUGCGCAGCAAGAUCCUGACACCCUUGGGUGGUGGGAAAAAAAUGAAAUGAACAUGGUCAUGUCCCUCUUAGGGAUGUUCUGUCCAACCUUGUUUGACUUAUUUGCUGAAUUGGAAGACUACCAUCCCCUCAUUGCUCUGAAAUGGCUGCUGGGGCGCAUUUUUGCUCUUCUCUUAGGCAACUUGUAUGUAUUUAUUCUUGCCUUGAUGGAUGAGAUUAACAACAAGAUUGAAGAGGAGAAGCUAGUAAAGGCCAAUAUCACCCUAUGGGAAGCCAACAUGAUCAAGGCCUACAAUGCAUCACUCACUGGAAAUAGCACUGGGCCCCCCUUUUUUGUGCACCCUGCAGAUGUGCCUCGAGGACCCUGCUGGGAAACAAUGGUGGGACAGGAAUUUGUGCGGCUGACUGUUUCUGAUGUUCUGACCACCUAUGUCACAAUCCUCAUUGGGGACUUUCUCCGGGCAUGUUUUGUGAGGUUUUGCAAUUACUGCUGGUGCUGGGAUUUGGAAUAUGGCUAUCCUUCAUACACUGAAUUUGACAUCAGCGGCAAUGUCCUCGCUCUGAUCUUCAACCAAGGCAUGAUCUGGAUGGGCUCCUUCUUCGCUCCCAGCCUCCCAGGCAUCAACAUCCUGAGACUCCACACAUCCAUGUACUUCCAGUGCUGGGCCGUGAUGUGUUGCAAUGUUCCUGAGGCCAGGGUCUUCAAAGCUUCCAGAUCGAAUAAUUUCUACCUCAGCAUGCUAUUGCUCAUCCUCUUCCUGUCCACCAUGCCCGUCCUGUACAUGAUCGUAUCCCUCCCACCUUCUUUUGAUUGUGGCCCCUUCAGUGGUAAAAAUAGGAUGUUCGAAGUCAUUGGAGAAACCCUGGAGCAUGAUUUCCCAAGCUGGAUGGCAAAGAUCUUGAGACAGCUUUCAAACCCCGGACUGGUCAUCGCUGUCAUUUUGGUGAUGGUAAGGUCAUCAAUAACUGUGUCCGUGAUAAUAGAAACAGAGAACCGGAAGGGUCUUGGAAAGUUUGGCCAUCUAUUAUCUCAAUGCUACUGCAAAGGGCCAGAAGGCAGCGAAUCUGGAUUUAAUAAAGAAGAUGAAACAGCAAGCUUUGGAGAACAAAAUGCGAAACAAGAAAAUGGCAGCUGCACGAGCAGCUGCAGCUGCUGGUGGCCAGUAAGCUUUCAUAAAACUGCUAAGGGCCCUUGCUGUUUAAAAGCAAUGACUUAUGUGAAGGCCAAGAGAACAAGCACUGUGGAGCUGCUGUUCCGUGUUCUAACCCCGAUGGAUUAUCAGCAUCAUGCUGUUCAAUCAAGGCAUCACUAGUUCUAGUUUGGCAAGAAGGAUUUCCACUUUAUUCCAAAUUAAGGAUUUGUUCCUGCACUGUCACUUUCUCCGCUGAUCAUUUCCUGAUAUUUUCCUUGACAGACUGAGUUUAGAAGUGAUUAAGUAACAAACCAACAAAGUUACUGGUUUACUCUUUGGGUUAAAUUUAAAAACUUUUUGCUCACAUAAGCUUUCUUUCUAUACAUUUCUUCUGCCUUAGUUUUCUUGGCCUGAGAACAGGAAUAUUGCACCUUCUUUUUUCCUUUGAAUUCAGAAAUAUCUCCAUAAAGUAUUGUAAUCAUUCAUUAACUCACUUUUUUGAAACAAGUGUCUUGUUUCCUGUCUCCCCAUCCAUGGUCCCCACAACUAUAUACCCAAGACCUUUUUAUUUGCUGCUAGAUUCAGUAUGAAAGGGAGUGGGCUUUUUAUAAGACACAAAUCUAGUGAAUCAGGGGUCUGAUAAGCCCUGGGGCUGAAGGUCUUUCACUUUGUGAAAGUACAUGGUUCUUAGACAACCAACUCUUCAGCAGUUAAAAGAAAAAAAAAAAAAGACCGUAAGUGGUUGCUAUUCCAUCACAGUCUGAUCAGGACCUCUAAGGAUGAUAUCUCCUGAGUUUAGAUUCUAAUAUUUUACAAUUUUUCUCUGCUUUUUUUGUUGUUAGGAAAAUACACACUUUUACAAGGGCUUUAGUUUAUAGAUCUGUUUAAGUAUUAUUAUUUAUUUAAAGUUUGAAUUGACUUUGAAUAGUAAACAGUCGAUGCCCUCAGGCAGCCUUGUUAUGUAACUGCAGUCACAUCUCUUAAAUCAGUGUCUUUUUCCAGAGCUAAGCCAUUUUGCCUGCCAUUCCCUGCAGUUGACUUGCCGAUUUUUGUUACCUUGUCUUUGGGUUUUUCCUUAUUUUGGCCACAGAAUGAUUUCACUAAUCCUCUGCCAGUCCAUGGGCUCAUCAUGUCCAUUAUACAGAUUCCAGACUUACUUCCUUUGUUCAAGUUUUCUAGAUUAGCCUCCACUCCCAACUGUAUCACUCUCUAGAGUAGGUUUCCUUGGACUCUUAAUGUCUUUAAUUCAGAAUCUAUUAUUUAUAUAGAUUUUCCUGUGAUGUGUAAUGGCUCUUUAUUGUUUCUUCUAUGCAUGGAUCAUCUUUUCUACCCAGAGUGUCAGCUCCCUAUGAGCAGGGACCACAUCUUAUAAGUCUUUUGUAUGCCUAGUACAGUGCUGUGCACAGGUAGGCACUGAGUAAAUGCUUGUUAAUUACAUUGAAUCAAUUUAACUUACAGCAGUUGCAUUAUGAAACAAAAACUUCUGUUAUCUGUAUGAAAAAUGUUACUGUGAUGUAAGAAAUUGAAUUAUCUGCUGAUAUGCUUAGUUUAUUAUCUAAUGAGAUUACAACACAGAUGACUAAA
Molecule: messenger RNA, 3438 nt
Organism: Manis javanica (Malayan pangolin)
Lineage: Eukaryota; Metazoa; Chordata; Mammalia; Pholidota; Manidae
Source: RefSeq, a predicted model, not a curated record